Trematosphaeria pertusa is the source of this 850-nucleotide messenger RNA. RefSeq lists its product as uncharacterized. The record is from RefSeq and is a predicted model, not a curated record. The coding region runs from base 102 to 431 and encodes 109 amino acids. The transcript is spliced from 2 exons. Lineage: Eukaryota; Fungi; Ascomycota; Dothideomycetes; Pleosporales; Trematosphaeriaceae.
UCGCAACCAACAACGGGACACGGAGAAGCAACGGAGUUCGAAUCACCCCAUAGUAUCCCAGAACCAAUCUGCAGUGUUGCUACACCCGUUCAACCAACUAAAUGGGGGGAAAGUGCCCAGAUUGCGGCUUCAACAACCGGACACGGGCAGAGUCAUGCGAGCGCUGCCGACGCCACCCUCUCCCUAUGUUGAUCCUUCUCCAUGAUCACCAUCUCAAUGCCGCUCAGCCUACCAACGCUCCUCAGCCUACCAACGCUCCUCAGACUGGCACUGCUCCUCAGACUGGCACUGCUCCUCAGACUGGCACUGCCCCUCAGACUGGCACUGCUCCUCAGACUGGCACUGCCCCUCAGACCGGCACUGCCCCUCAGACUGGCACUAAUAACACGGGCGAGACGGGUGAGACGGACCGGGGUGUUGAUGUGGACUAGGGCAGAAAUGGUGGAAAUAAGGGGUGUGACUACGACAAGAAGGGGGCAGCGGAAGGAAAUCAGGAUGGAAAGGGUGGCGACGACGACGGAAAGGGAGUCGGUGGUAGUGCAGGUGGAUAUGUUGGAGACACGGCUGGGGCAGUUGUGGCGGGUGUUUAGUGAGGGGCGAUGAUAGAGGAGGUCAAGGACAUUGGUAGAGAGACAGCGGAGGCAGCUGCGGUGAGCUGUCAACAGGGGUCGGAAUUUCCACGGCAUUAUCGCAUGGAGGAAGAAGGCAAGUAUCACUCAUUUCUAUUUCAUAUCAGACACUUUCAUAGUGUUGAGCGGCUUUUCCUGGAGCUCUAAGUUCGAGGAUUUUCGAGUUUAGAUAGCAUAUUUCAGCGCGCAGAGGUAGAUAGCACAUGAUAGAUCCUCUCCUA